GGCCAGUUUCCUACAAUAGCAGGUGGCAUCCUGACCUCAGCAGAGGCGGUGUUCUAUUUCACAGGUACAGGGGAUCUCCAGCCCAAACGUCUGAAAAGAAUUCGGAGCCCAGCCAAAUCCAUGAGCAGCAAAAACUCUCUGGAGCUGCAGAGGACGGCAGUCCUCACAGCCGAGGGCUGCAGCAACACUGGCUUUCAGUGUGAUGACGACUGCUUUGAAAACCAGAACACAUCAGGAAAUGACAACUCACUAAGGAGCAGAGUUGUGCAAAAGAGAGAGCAAGAAAAUGGCAAACAGGGUGAAGAGCAAGUCACCAUUGAGCAGGAUUCUCCAAGAAAUGAUGAAGAUGAGGAGGAUGACCAAGAGACGCAUCAAAAAGGGUGCCUGGAAAGGAAGUGUGGUACAGUUUAUGAUUUUUGUAGGGAACACCAAAGAACCCUUAAGUCCAUGACCUGGGGCAUUUUAAUAGCAGGUUACCUGGCUCUAGUGAUUGCGGCCUGUGUGCUGAACUUUAACAGAGCCCUUCCUCUUUUCGUGAUCACGGUGCUUGCCAUCUUCUUUGUGAUCUGGGAUCACUUCAUGGCCAAAUAUGAAUCUCAAAUCGCUCAGUUCCUCUCUCCUGGCCAAAGGCUUCUGGACAGCCACUGGUUCUGGCUGAAGUGGGUGAUUUGGGGCUGCCUGAUCCUGGGAGUUAUUUUCUGGCUGGUCUUUGACACCGCCAAAUUGGGCCAACAGCAGCUGGUGUCCUUCGGUGGACUCAUAAUGUACAUUAUCCUGACAUUUCUAUUUUCCAAGCACCCAACCAAAGUUUACUGGAGGCCUGUCUUUUGGGGUAUUGGGUUACAGUUUCUUCUUGGGCUUUUGAUACUAAGGACAGAACCUGGAUUUAUGGCUUUUGAUUGGCUGGGGAAACAAGUUCAGACGUUCCUGGAGUACACUAAUGCUGGCGCCUCAUUUGUCUUUGGUGAGAAGUAUGAAGACCACUUUUUUGCAUUUAAGGUCCUGCCCAUCGUGGUUUUCUUCAGCACUGUGAUGUCCAUGUUGUACUACCUUGGAUUGAUGCAGUGGAUCAUUAAAAAGGUUGGAUGGGUAAUGCUAGUGACUAUGGGAACAUCUCCUGUUGAAUCUGUAGUUGCUUCUGGCAAUAUAUUUGUUGGACAGACAGAGUCUCCACUGCUGAUCCGACCGUAUUUACCAUACGUCACCAAGUCUGAACUCCACGCAGUCAUGGCCGCCGGGUUCUCUACCAUUGCUGGAAGUGUCUUAGGCGCAUACAUUUCUUUUGGGGUUUCGUCCUCUCACUUGUUAACUGCUUCAGUUAUGUCUGCACCUGCGGCAUUGGCUAUUUCUAAACUUUUUUGGCCUGAGACAGAAACACCUAAAAUAACCCUCAAGAAAGCCAUGAAAAUGGAAAAUGGUGAUUCAAAGAAUCUCCUAGAAGCCGCAACACAGGGAGCAUCCUCAUCCAUUCCCCUGGUGGCAAACAUCGCUGUGAAUUUGAUUGCCUUCCUGGCCCUGUUGUCUUUUGUGAAUUCAGCCCUGUCCUGGUUUGGAAACAUGUUUGACUACCCACAACUGAGUUUCGAGGUAAUAUGCUCCUACAUCUUCAUGCCCUUUGCCUUCAUGAUGGGAGUGGACUGGCAAGACAGCUUUAUGGUUGCCAAACUCAUAGGUUAUAAGACAUUCUUCAAUGAAUUUGUGGCUUAUGAGAAACUCUCAAAAUUGAUCCAUUUAAGGCAAGAGGGUGGACCCAAAUUUGUGGAUGGUGUGCAGCAAUAUAUGUCGAUUCGUGCUGAGACAAUUGCCACUUAUGCUCUCUGUGGCUUUGCCAAUUUCGGUUCCCUAGGAAUAGUGAUCGGCGGACUCACAUCCAUAGCUCCUUCCAGAAAGCGUGACAUCGCCGCAGGAGCAAUGAGAGCCCUGAUUGCGGGGACCAUCGCCUGCUUCAUGACAGCCUGCAUCGCAGGCAUACUUAGCAGCACUCCUGUGGACAGCUGUCAUCACAUUUUGGAGAAUGCCUUCAACUCCAGCUUGGUUAGAAACACAACCGAUGUAGUAUCUUGUUGCCAGAGUCUAUUGAACAGCACUGUUGCCAACGGUCCCGGUGAGGUCAUCCCAGCAGGAAACCAUAGCCUGUAUUCUUUGAAACACUGCUGCAAUUUGUUGAAUCCGCCAACACUAAACUGCAGUUGGAUUCCUUUUUGAGUUCAGCCACUUCUCCAACAGAAAAAAUGUGAAAAAGGUUUUGGAAUACCUUGAGUAAUUUAUUUGUGUUUUCAUUUUUGUUCAUGCACAAGAGUAAUUUUUUUUAA
Balaenoptera acutorostrata (minke whale) is the source of this 2312-nucleotide messenger RNA. It is a transcript of the gene SLC28A3, whose product is annotated as solute carrier family 28 member 3. Gene Ontology annotation, molecular function: purine-specific nucleoside:sodium symporter activity; pyrimidine- and adenosine-specific:sodium symporter activity. The record is from RefSeq and is a predicted model, not a curated record. Lineage: Eukaryota; Metazoa; Chordata; Mammalia; Artiodactyla; Balaenopteridae. Bases 121 to 2205 code for a protein of 694 amino acids. Gene Ontology annotation, biological process: purine nucleoside transmembrane transport; pyrimidine nucleoside transport. Gene Ontology annotation, cellular component: membrane. The transcript has 18 exons.